GGACCGUAGCGGGGACGGACUGACCUACCGACCAUUCUUCCGGGUCCAGAAGGUGGUCUCUGCCCGUGCUCAGAAUCCAGGGGCCCGGGGCUGUAGGUAGGAGUUAAGUGGGUGGGGUCCCUUAACCGGGGUUGUCCGGUGCAGGUGGUGUGUGUUGUUUCGCUUAACGUGUCAGUGGCACAAAUCACGCGAACUUCAUAAACAUUGUGCGUUCGGAAGCCUUUCCAAGAUGAAUUUAAUCCCUGCGUGAGCCCACGUUAGGCAUUCACGAAGGCAUGUGCGCUGUUCUCUCGGAAGCGGCUGGCCGGCUUCCCAUCCUCGCGCGCGGCUGUGGGUGCAGGUCCUCACGUCCCAGCCUCCCAUGGGCCCAAGGCCUUCUGGGCUCCAAUUUGAGGCGAAGCCACCCCAGAUCCGUAAUUUUUCUGCAGUGAUUUAUUUUUACCUUUCAGAGAUCCGGAAAAUGAGGCCCAUAGGAAACAACUGACUUGCUGAGUCCAGAUAACACUUACUGUCAGAGAGAAACAUGAACCAGAAGCUACUGAAGUUGGAGAACUUGCUACGAUUUCACACUAUUUAUAUGCAACUGCACAGUCUGUGUCAAAGAAGAGCCUUAAGACAGUGGAGGCAUGGGUUUUCAUCUGCUUACCCUGUGUGGACAGCUCAACUGUAUGCCUGGCCCUGGCCAACAGAUGUGCUCACUGGGUCUGCUUUAUCCCAGUAUAGGCUUCUAGUAACAAAAAAGGAAGAAGGACCAUGGAAAUCUCAGGUAUCUUCAACAAAAUCUAAAAAGGUGGUAGAAGUAUGGAUUGGAAUGACUAUUGAGGAACUGGCCAGGGCAAUGGAAAAAAACACAGAUUAUGUAUAUGAAGCUUUAUUGAACACUGAUAUUGACAUAGAUUCACUGGAAGCAGACUCACAUUUAGAUGAAGUCUGGAUCAAAGAAGUGAUAACGAAGGCAGGGAUGAAGUUAAAGUGGAGUAAAUUAAAACAGGACAAAGUCAGAAAAAAUAAAGAUGCUGUAAGAAGGCCCCAGGCAGAUCCAGCUUUAUUAACCCCAAGGUCCCCAGUUGUUACUAUAAUGGGCCAUGUUGAUCACGGAAAAACGACAUUACUUGACAAAUUUCGAAAAACUCAAGUGGCAGCAAUGGAAACUGGAGGAAUCACUCAGCACAUUGGUGCCUUUCUUGUCUCUCUGCCUUCUGGGGAAAAGAUAACUUUUCUUGAUACUCCAGGACAUGCUGCUUUCUCAGCAAUGAGAGCCAGAGGUGCUCAGGUCACUGACAUUGUCAUAUUGGUUGUAGCUGCAGAUGAUGGAGUGAUGAAACAAACUGUAGAAUCUAUUCAGCAUGCCAAAGAUGCACACGUUCCUAUUGUUCUUGCCAUAAAUAAAUGUGACAAAGCUGAGGCUGAUCCUGAGAAAGUGAAAAAAGAGCUGCUGGCUUAUGAUGUGGUAUGUGAAGAUUAUGGAGGUGAUGUUCAAGCAGUGCCUGUCUCCGCACUUACGGGCGAUAAUCUGACGGCUUUGGCAGAAGCAACAGUUGCUCUUGCAGAAAUGUUAGAAUUGAAAGCAGAUCCCAAUGGUCCAGUGGAAGGAACAGUAAUAGAGUCUUUCACAGACAAAGGAAGAGGUCUCGUUACUACAGCUAUAAUUCAAAGAGGAACUUUAAGAAAAGGCUCUGUUCUGGUUGCUGGAAAAUGUUGGGCAAAAGUACGCUUAAUGUUUGAUGAAAAUGGAAAAACAAUUGCUGAGGCCUAUCCCAGCAUGCCAGUGGGAAUUACAGGCUGGAGAGACCUUCCUUCUGCAGGAGAAGAAAUUCUUGAAGUAGAAUCUGAGCCAAGGGCACGUGAAGUUGUUGACUGGAGGAAAUACGAACAAGAACAGGAGAAAGGGCAACAGGAUCUGAAAAUAAUAGAAGAAAAGCGAAAGGAACACCAAGAAGCAUAUCAGAAAGCCCGUGAGAAGUAUGGCAAUCUACUGUGGAAGAAGAGAUCAAUUCUACGGUUUUUAGAAAGAAAAGAACAAAUACCCUUAAAGCCAAAAGAGAAAAUGGAAAGAGAUUCAAAUGUACUUUCUGUGAUUAUUAAAGGUGAUGUCGAUGGUUCUGUUGAGGCCAUUUUGAACAUUAUAGAUACCUAUGAUGCUUCACACGAGUGUGAACUAGAAUUAGUACAUUUUGGAGUGGGUGAUAUUAGUGCAAAUGAUGUUAACCUUGCUGAAACAUUUGAUGGUGUUAUAUAUGGCUUUAAUGUGAAUGCAGGCAAUGUUAUCCAACAGUCAGCUGCAAAAAAAGGAGUAAAAAUUAAACUUCACAAAAUAAUUUACCGUCUUGUUGAAGAUUUGCAAGAGGAACUGAGCAGCAGAUUACCCUGUGCUGUGGAAGAGCACCCAGUAGGUGAGGCAUCUAUACUAGCUACCUUCUCUGUAACAGAAGGGAAGAAAAAAGUUCCUGUGGCUGGCUGCAGAGUCCAAAAGGGACAGUUAGAAAAACAAAAAAAAUUUAAACUAACCCGUAAUGGACAUGUAAUUUGGAAGGGCUCAUUAACCUCAUUGAAACACCAUAAAGAUGACAUUUCAAUUGUCAAAACGGGAAUGGAUUGUGGUCUCAGUUUAGAUGAAGAAAAUGUGGAAUUUCAAGUGGGAGAUAGAAUUGUUUGUUAUGAAGAAAAGCAAAUUCAAGCCAAGACUUCUUGGGAUCCAGGAUUUUAAAAUUACAUUAAAAAUUUAAAUAACUCAA
Pongo pygmaeus (Bornean orangutan) is the source of this 2735-nucleotide messenger RNA. RefSeq names its product mitochondrial translational initiation factor 2 (gene MTIF2). The transcript has 15 exons. Gene Ontology annotation, biological process: translational initiation. Gene Ontology annotation, molecular function: GTPase activity; GTP binding; translation initiation factor activity. The coding region runs from base 524 to 2707 and encodes 727 amino acids. The record is from RefSeq and is a predicted model, not a curated record. NCBI's taxonomy places the organism in Eukaryota, Metazoa, Chordata, Mammalia, Primates, Hominidae. Gene Ontology annotation, cellular component: cytoplasm.